This is a messenger RNA of Protopolystoma xenopodis, 498 nucleotides long. The record is from the annotation of a GenBank genome assembly. NCBI's taxonomy places the organism in Eukaryota, Metazoa, Platyhelminthes, Monogenea, Polystomatidea, Polystomatidae.
AUGUUUCUGUCUGUUUCUGUUUCGGGUUCUGUUUCUGUUUAUGAUUCUGUUUCUGUUUCUGGUUUCUCCUUCUGUUUCUGGUUCUGUUUCUGUUUCUAUUUCUUUUUUUCUGUUUUUGUUUCUGUUUCUGCUUCUUUUCUGUUUUUGUUUCUGUUUCUGUUUCUGUUUUUGAUUCUGACUCUGUUUCUGGUUCUGGUUUUUGUUCCUUUUUCUGAUUCUCGUUCUCUUUCUCGUUCUGUUUCUCGUACUGUUUCUCUUUCUGGUUCUGGUUCUGUCUCUGUUUCUAUUUCUGUUUUUGCUUCUGUUUCUGUUUAUGUUUAUUAUUCUAUUUUAUUUUCUGUUUCUGGUUCUGUUCAUGUUUCUGGUUCUGUUUCCUAUUCUGUUUCUGUUUCUGUUCCUUUUUUUUUCCUUUUUGUUUUUUGUUCUGUUUCUGUUUGUGUUUUUAUUUCUGUCACCGUUUCUGUUACUAUUUCUGGUUCUGUUUCUGGUUCUGGUUCU